Molecule: messenger RNA, 621 nt
Organism: Myripristis murdjan (pinecone soldierfish)
Lineage: Eukaryota; Metazoa; Chordata; Actinopteri; Holocentriformes; Holocentridae
Product: ras-related protein Rab-7L1-like
Exons: 5
Coding region: 1-621 (206 amino acids)
Biological process (GO): phagosome-lysosome fusion; endosome to lysosome transport
Cellular component (GO): late endosome; Golgi apparatus; trans-Golgi network
Molecular function (GO): GTP binding; GTPase activity
Source: RefSeq, a predicted model, not a curated record
AUGACUGAGCACCUCCUGAAAAUACUGGUUAUUGGUGAUCAAAAUGUUGGGAAAACCACCUUUGUGCAUCGCUACGUCAGCGGUCAGUUCAACAGGGACUACAGGUCCACAGUGGGAGUGGACUUUUCUAUGAAAGCACUGCAGUGGUCAGACACAGAGACGGUGCGGCUUCAUCUAUGGGACAUUGCAGGCCAGGAGCGUUUCAUAUCCAUGGCCAGGAUCUACUACAAAGGCGCCUCGGGCUGCGUGGUGAUGUUCGACGUCACCAACUCGUCCAGCUUCCUCAGCUGCCGCCACUGGAAACAGGACCUGGACAGCAAGGCCACGCUGCCCAGCGGGGGCGCUAUCCCCUGCAUCCUGCUGGCCAACAAGUGUGAUCUGGCUGACAGGAGUGUCUCGGCUGAGAGCAUCAGCAGGUUCUGCAAGGCCAACGGCUUCGUAACGUGGAUGGAGACGUCGGUCAAGGACAACAAGAACAUCACCGAGGCCAUGAGGACGCUGGUGGAGGAGAUCAUGUCGUCCCGGUCCGUCCUGAACUCAGUCCGACCCGAAUCGGAUGACUGUGUCAACCCUCAGCUGGACUCAUCGGCCAGCAACACCCGGAGAACAGGAUGCUGCUGA